Messenger RNA from Neoarthrinium moseri, 1824 nucleotides. RefSeq lists its product as uncharacterized. Bases 1 to 1824 code for a protein of 607 amino acids. The transcript has 5 exons. The record is from RefSeq and is a predicted model, not a curated record. NCBI's taxonomy places the organism in Eukaryota, Fungi, Ascomycota, Sordariomycetes, Amphisphaeriales, Apiosporaceae.
AUGGCCUCCAAUGUUGUAAAGUCUUGCCAGGCAUCUGAAGAGUCCCAAGCCAAUAGCUUGGACAGAACGGCACGCAUUCUGGAACAUGUCAAGCGGAGCGAGUCAUCCAUGAAACAGUUCAGGUCAUUGGACGAAGCCUUCUGGAAACAGGUCGAGUCAUCAUACUCUUCGUCAUGUGAUGUCGCUCUGUCGCCAACAGAACUAGACUUUAUCACCAGAUUAAAGGAGUCGGGCGGAAUAGAUAAGCUGAUAGAGCUUGCCGAGAACUCGUCGGCUAUCACUGGAUCAGAGCAGACCGAGGCAGCUACGGCUGACCUCAACAAUUGGGUGGACAAUCUCGCCAAAAUGUCUGCCAAUCUUGAGUCCAAUCUGAAGCAGUCCUUGGUCACUGUGCAAUCUAGCCGCAGCAGCAAUGACCGACGGGCUGACCUGCAGAAAGCCAAGAAGACCAGCCUCGAGGAGGCUAAAGCCCGGAUUGAAGCUAUGGUGGAGCAUGAAGAGUCCAAUAUCAAAAGCCGUGGCGAGAAUAUUCAAUCUGGUCUUGCGAAACUGAUCUCUGGCCAUAACGAACUUCUCAAUGAUCAGGCUUUCGAUAUGAAGAGCCUCAGUUCAGAUCUCGUCUUCGCAAACGAGCCUUAUGACAAUCUCCUAGGCAAAUUACAGGCACUUGGCUGGGAGAUGAAAGCUGACCCCCAGACGGACUCGUUAGUCAAAGCUGCACGUUACUAUUCCAGCUUAGAGGUGUUCUUGUCCGUAUCUGCAUGCAGACGUCAACUGAACUCGGCGCUUAAAGAGGCAUCUAACACAUACUCUAUCGUGAACCCUGUCGGAACAGGUAAAGCACGUGCGCUAGAAGCUGAGAUCCAGGCUAUCUUCGAAGAAAUCAGAUCACUUUGGGACGAGGUUGUUCCUGUCGCACACAUGGCUGUCGAGAAGACGCUACUCGAGCCGAUCCUCAAGACAGCCGGCGGGAAAAAGACUACACGCGAGUACCAGAAUGCUAUUAUCGGUUCUUACAUUGGCGGAUGUCUUGACUUUAUGAACGAGAGACUCCAAGCACUGGCUAACCGUGUUGGAGUUGCCGUCUAUCAUCAUAAUGCGCUCCUGACCGCCUUCGAGCACUAUCUAGCAUUGCCACAGGACAGGCCUGCAGAGGUAGUGACGAGGGGUCACUCACAAGCCCAUCACCUACAGCCAAUUGGUGGCAGUCGUGGUCAGGCGGAGGCGACCACUGCACUCAAAUACAUUCAGAAAGGCGUAGAUACUUUUGGCGGGUUCCCUUUCAAGGCAAUCGACCCCCUGACUCCGGCCUCGCAGAAAAUCACGAAGCUUACUGAGUUCGUCCAACAGCGGGCUGCCAAGGGUAGCGACUCCGAGCAGGUCUUGCACCGACUCUAUGAGUCUGCGGUCAAAGUGGGACUAGCUACCGCAUCUGAAUCCAACCUGCUAAUUCUUGAUCAUCUGCUGGCGGACAGUCUUGCCGGUCAGGGUCGGGCUGGUUCUGUCCUUGAAGACGCACAAGCGGAAGAGUCUCUAUCGGCCCUCCGCAACGAAAGCCAGGAGAUUAACUCGCUCUUCCAAAAGCUGAACCUGACGGGCGCAGAGGCAAUCACUGACGAUAUGCGUCCAUUAUUCAGGGGUCACAUGAAGUCUUUCGAGGAUCACCGGCAGGGACAAACGGCUGGCCACUUUUCGAAAUCUGAUGCCUUCCAUGCUAAGGGUAAAAGGGCCUCUUCUUGUGAGCUAUUGCAGCGCAAUGCCAAGGUUGUGGAAAUUAUUCAGCGAUGGAGUGAGCUUCCAGAAUUCAAGCGCAUAUCACGAUGA